Messenger RNA from Colias croceus (clouded yellow), 1051 nucleotides. RefSeq names its product sulfotransferase 1E1-like. The record is from RefSeq and is a predicted model, not a curated record. NCBI's taxonomy places the organism in Eukaryota, Metazoa, Arthropoda, Insecta, Lepidoptera, Pieridae. The transcript has 8 exons. Gene Ontology annotation, biological process: sulfation. Bases 1 to 1029 code for a protein of 342 amino acids. Gene Ontology annotation, cellular component: cytoplasm. Gene Ontology annotation, molecular function: sulfotransferase activity.
AUGUCUAGAGAAAGCAAUCUUCCUGUUAUUGAAGAUGUUGACCAGAAAAUCCUAGAAGAAAUCUUCAGUUACACGCAACAAAAGCCCGGCUACGUAUACGUGGGACCGAAGCGCUACUUCUACCCUGACACGUACAAAACAUUCGGGCCACAGAUCUACAACUUCGCAGUGCGACCGGAUGACGUGUUCCUUUUAGCUCAUCCAAGAACUGGCUCCACGUGGACACAAGAGAUGCUAUGGCUUCUCAACAAUAACUUAGACUAUAAAAUAGCUAAAUCUGAGGACAUCCUUUUACGCUUCCCGCUAAUAGAUUACUGCUUGAUGUUAACACCGGAGUCAGAGAAAGAUAGACUUGAUAAAAUAGAUGAUGUGGAUAAAAGGGAAUUUCUGAAGAGUAUAUUAGAGCCCGCGGUCCAUAAACUGCGGGACGCACCCUCGCCACGUUUCAUAAAAAGUCAUCUUCCAUUAUCUCUGCUGCCACCAAAUCUUCUUAAUACAACGAAGGUGAUAUAUAUAACAAGGGACCCUAGAGAUGUAAUAGUAUCAUACUACAAUUUAUUAAAACUUCGCUAUUUAAAGCCUGGCGUUGAAUUUAGCGUGUUUUGGAGCUUACUUCGUCGUGGCCUUGUUCCAUGGUCACCAAUAUUCGCACAUUUAAAGGAAGCUUGGGCGGAACGACACCAUCCAAACAUGCUGUUCAUGUUUUACGAAGAUUUGUCUAAAGACCUUGCUGGUUGUUUAAAACGUAUGGCCAAAUUCUACGGCAAGUCAUAUUCUGAGGAGCAAAUCCAGGAACUAUGCGAGCAUUUGAAAUUUGAGAAUUUCAAAAAGAACGACUCCGUGAACAAGAGUCAAGUAAUGCAAGAAUUGGGUGUCGUAAAUCAACAGAUCACUUUCAUCAGAGAAGGUAAAGUGGGAGGCUGGCGCGAUUACUUCCAAGGAGAGAUGGAAACAGAAGUCGAAAACUGGAUGAAGGAAAACUUGGCGGAUACAGAUUUUAAGUUCCCCACAUUCAACCCGAAAACAUAACUUGUGAAACAAAUUACAUUAA